AUGUCUUCCGGAGAGAUCGUACGGAGAAUUCAAGGCGGCGAAAGCCCGCAGCGCGGGCUGGGCGGAGUGAUUCCUCGCGAGUCUGAGGUGGUCCAGUUCCUCCUGAAUUUGUACGACGGGCUCUACAAUCGCAACGCCGAUGAGGUAAAGGCCCUGUAUGAGCAGGAUUUGGUAAUAAUCACGGACAACCACUUCAAAACCGCGCGAUGGCCGUCAAUCUCAGAGGUGGCUGGCUUCUACAGCCAGAGCGGCCGUCUGCACAGCCUGAUCAUGGCUCUGUACUCCGAGAUCUACUACCGCCACGUUUUCUAUUUGGGUGACGUGACAUUUGAAGAUCGACUGGACUCCUGGGAGAAGUACUGCAAGCUGCUGGGCUACUUUGUCGACGAACUGGAGAAGGGAGACGAAUCUGACAGCCUAGGCGGCUUGGUGAUUCCUGCUUCCUGGGCGUGGGACAUCAUCGACGAGUUCGUCUACCAGCUUCAGGAGUGCUGCAGGUGGCGCAGCCGCCUUAGUCGCACCGAAGACGCCAAUGUCGAGGACGAGGCGAAGGUGAAUGCGAUUUGGCAGGUGCCCACUGUGUUGGAGAUGCUCCACAGGCUAGCCGUCAACCCCGCUUACAAGAACGCAACUCAUAAUGCGCAAACGGACGCCUUGGAGACAGCUGGUCUGGGAUACCAGUUGGGUUAUUUCGCCUCAAUUUCUCUGGUGCGCCUGCACGUAUUGCUCGGCGACUACUACACUUCCGUGCGCAUGGCGUCGACCAUUGACUAUUCGAGCAAAUUCCUGUACUGGAAGGUUCCGUCGUACUACGUGUCAUUGUCCUACCACCUCGGUUUCGCAUACAUGAUGCUAAGGCGGUAUAGCGACUGUAUCAAGAUAUUAUCGCAAGUUUUAAUUUUCCUUACCAAGCAACGUAGCUACGCGGUGACGCAGAGCUACCAGCAGGGCGCCAUGUCCAAGUUGACUGAGAAGAUGUACAUCAUUUUGGUCCUGUGCCACACCACGACCAAGAUUCGUCUCGAUGAAACGCUUACCCAGACCAUUAAGGAGCAGUACGCAAACCGAUUCUACCAGCUCCAGAGCGACAACGAAGAGGCAUACCGUGAUGCGUUCCUGAAGUGCUGCCCCAAGUUCAUCGACGCCUCUAGCGACAACACCACGUCUAACGUCGACGACUCGGACAUCACCGGUGGCGUUUUGAUGGAGCCGGUGAUGAGGCAGCUGAACCUGUUCUUGAAGGAAAUCUCCAAUCAGCGUCGCGUCGACGAGAUCUACUCCUUCGCCAAGCUGUACCACAACAUCAGCCUCGAAAAGCUUGCCGCUCUGAUGAAGAUAGGGGACGACCCCGAGUUGGUCCGCUCCUGCGUGCUAAGCGUUAAGCACCAGACACGGCAAUUCGCGAACGCCGCUGGUGGCGGCGACUCCAUGCCGGGGGCAAACGAAGGCGACGUCGACCUUUACAUCGACCAGAACAUUCUCUACAUCAAGAGCAAGCAGAGCCAGAAGCUGUACGUGGACUACUUCCUGCAGCAAAUAAACCGCUGCAAACACACCCUCCGCAAUCUACAGAGCAAAACUUGA
This is a messenger RNA of Babesia ovata, 1584 nucleotides long. Its product is annotated as eukaryotic translation initiation factor 3 subunit 6 interacting protein. Gene Ontology annotation, molecular function: translation initiation factor activity. Gene Ontology annotation, biological process: translational initiation. Gene Ontology annotation, cellular component: eukaryotic translation initiation factor 3 complex; cytoplasm. Lineage: Eukaryota; Apicomplexa; Aconoidasida; Piroplasmida; Babesiidae. The record is from RefSeq and is a predicted model, not a curated record. The transcript has 4 exons. The coding region runs from base 1 to 1584 and encodes 527 amino acids.